This is a messenger RNA of Aspergillus mulundensis, 1845 nucleotides long. It is a transcript of the gene ptcG, whose product is annotated as type 2C protein phosphatase PTC1. Gene Ontology annotation, molecular function: cation binding; protein serine/threonine phosphatase activity. Bases 1 to 1845 code for a protein of 614 amino acids. The record is from RefSeq and is a predicted model, not a curated record. Gene Ontology annotation, biological process: protein dephosphorylation. NCBI's taxonomy places the organism in Eukaryota, Fungi, Ascomycota, Eurotiomycetes, Eurotiales, Aspergillaceae. The transcript has 3 exons.
AUGGCCCGCCGCGCAUCCAACCCCAGCUUCAACAGCUGUCAUUGCAUAGCGCCGGUUGCUGACCAUAUCCUUCUCAUCCAGCGCUAUCCCCUCUGCUCCGCCGCGAUUCCCCGCUACGUCAACAUCGCCCUUCGCAUACGGCCCCGCUACCCUCUCUUCGUUCUCUCAAGCUCGCACCUUGGCUCCUCGAGCCCACCCAAAGAUAAAUCAGAUACUAUCUCUCGCUCCGGUCCCAUAAAUACACCGUCGCUCAGUAUCCAGACUGAGGGUACCAGCGGAUCUCAAGGGAAAUCACCCCCUCCUCCUGGCUUCUUUGCACGCAGAGCAAGCGAAGAACAGAGCCCCGGCGGCGAUAAGAAGCGCCGAAGCAGCACGGUCUCAAAAGCGGCGUCAUUCUUUACCAGCGCGAAAAACUCCCUGAGCCUCAGUAGUCCGCGAACCGAAAGCGCUCUUAGUUCUUCGCUUCCAGAGACAUCCACCAUCCACAGAUACGGAAACAUGGACCCGGCGCUCAAUGUUCCACAGGGUUCACUGAACAACUCCGCGGGCGAGUCGUCACCAACUCCUCGAUCGUCUUUUAGAGUCGGUGUCACAGAGGACCGGAAUAAGAAAUGUCGUCGGACCAUGGAAGACACCCAUGCCUAUCUCUACAAUUUCCUUGGCAACCCUGUACCGUCAACGCAGACAGAUGAGUCUGAUCAUAGUUCCAAUACCGGAGAAUUGACGCCCGUUGUUGAAACCGACAACGGUUACUUUGCGAUUUUCGACGGCCAUGCAGGAACUUUCGCUGCGCAGUGGUGUGGAAAGAAGCUGCAUUUGAUACUGGAAGACGUAAUGCGCAAGAACACAAACGCUCCUGUUCCCGAGCUGCUCGACCAGACAUUUACUUCCGUUGACCAGCAACUUGAAAAGCUGCCUGUGAAGAAUAGUGGUUGCACUGCAGUUGUUGCAUUGCUCAGAUGGGAAGAUAGAAUUCCUACUUCAAAUUCCGUUACCGGUUCCUCUGCUAUCGGGCCGGCUGCUGCUGCAGCGGCUAAGGGCGGAGCAGAUUCGGAGGCCGAUGAUACGCCUACGCAGGAAGCCGCUGCCACCCCGGUUGCUGCUAUCCCAACUAAGUUACGUGAGAAGGCCAUCCGUCAGCGUGUCCUGUAUACUGCCAAUGUUGGCGACGCUCGUGUGAUAUUGUGUAGGAACGGCAAAGCCCUUCGCCUGUCUUACGACCACAAGGGUAGCGAUGAGAAUGAGGGGAGAAGGAUCGCUAACGCGGGUGGCUUGAUUCUUAAUAAUCGAGUUAACGGCGUUCUCGCUGUAACUAGAGCUCUUGGCGAUGCGUACAUCAAAGAUCUUGUUACCGGUCAUCCGUACACAACAGAGACUGUCAUCCAGCCAGAUCUUGAUGAGUUCAUUAUCCUGGCCUGUGAUGGGCUCUGGGACGUGUGCAGUGACCAAGAGGCUGUCGAACUGAUUCGCAAUGUGCCCGAUGCCCAGGAGGCAUCCAAGAUCCUGGUUGAUCAUGCCCUUGCGCGGUUCAGUACCGACAACCUUUCCUGCAUGGUGAUUCGUCUCAACGCAGACCGCCACCGUGAAGUUGCCAGUCGAACAGUUGACCUGGAAAGCAAUCCUGGGCGCGGUGUAAGCGAGGCCGAUAAGAUUGUCGAAGGAGCCAGGAAGAGCAUGGCGAACACUGGAAUAACAGACGAAUCAGAAACACUCAAGAAGGUUCAUGAGGACCCGGAAGAAUACACAUCAGGCGAAGUUCCUGAAUCAGAAUUGUCUGCCUCGCCGAACGCUCCGGCCGCUACGCUUCAUCAUUCGAACAAGCCCGAUGCAGGCAGCAGUACAUGA